Triticum urartu is the source of this 1771-nucleotide messenger RNA. NCBI's taxonomy places the organism in Eukaryota, Viridiplantae, Streptophyta, Magnoliopsida, Poales, Poaceae. The record is from RefSeq and is a predicted model, not a curated record.
ACCCAAUACAUAGGAUCGAAGCUUAUGUAGAAGAAAAAAUAGUGGGACGAAACCGCCAGCGUCGCCGGGACGCAGCUCCUCUGACGUACGGCGCACUCGCUGACGUGUGGACCCGGACCCACGCGUCAGUGGCCCAACGUCAGGUGGCCGUACGUCAGGGGAUCCGGCUCCGCGUCGCCGGCCACCACAGAUGACCGCCACUAUGAGCCGCCGCCACACCAAGAUCGAGCAGCCCUCCGCCGAUUCGCCUGACAAGACCUCGUCAGCCGGCCCAUCUGGUAAUGUACCAGAGGCCGCGCCGCCUCUUCCUCUUCUCCCAGGCGCCACGAGGAGGAGGAGGUGAUCCCCGCCCCGCCGCGGAAGCGCUGGGAAGAUCCGCGCUCUCUGAGGCUCAGGCUGCUGAACCUCAUCCGUACCUUCUACCUGGAGGCGCUCUCCCGCCUGCCCGCCGCCCGACUCUGGAGCACGCACGCCCGCGGCGUCCUCGUCGCCGGCCACUGCUACGGGCCCCUCUCCCCUGUCGACAAUAUCCUCGUCAACGCCAUCUGGUAUGACACCGCCUUUCCCCGCCGCCCCACCGUCGACUUUCACUUCGGCGAUGUGCUCGAGAUCAGCCCCGAAUGCAUCGCCCGCAUCGCUCACCGCUCCCUGGAGGGUCUCAUCGCCUGCCUCCUUCACCUCUGCCCCUCCCUCUCCCGCGACGACGCGCUCUGGCACCUCCACCUCUCCAAGGCCGACCUCUCCCGAGCCAUCGCUUCUGCCUCCGAUUCCGUCUCGGCGCCCACCCAAGCCGCCUUUCUCAAGGCCGCCGAGGCGGCGCACCACCCCAUGCCACACGCUUUGGCGCUCUUCGUCUCCUCGGUAUUUCCCAAGGUUGAGCGUGAUGCGAGAAUGCUUCUCUGCGUCAACCGGGCGCUCACCGCCCCUGAGCUCGACCGCCUCUCUGACAUGCUGGUGCCCUCCCCGCUUCCGGAGGACCUCUAUCCUCCUCCCCCACUGGUGACGUCCUGGGUGGCCGCCGUAAUCAAGUCGCGCAUCGAAGGCUGCAAAUAUUCCCAGGAAGCCUCACGCCAGCUGGUUGAGACUGCAUUAUCCAAAUAUGCUCAGCAAACAGGCCAACAUUACGAGCUCCAUUUAGUCUGUGGCAUAAAUUUGUUCAUCCAAUCCGAAGCCUUUUGGCACAUCAACUUCUUGGCACGGGCAAAGGACGCUGCUGGUGAACUGCCCAUUUACUUCUUCGCCGAAGCAACGGUUGCAAUGGGCGAGGACGACGAAUUCCUGGAGGAGGAUAUCGUCUUGUGCUGCCCAAUCAAACCGGCUGGAAUUGGUGGGUGUGGAGCUUGUACUGCCCAAUAUAAAAAGCUCAACCACCCUAUUGACAAAGAACACCAUGGUGGAUUGGAUGACUAUGACGAAGAGAUUGGGAAUGGAGAUGAUCACUGGGAUUAUAAAUUUCCUCAGCUUGUAGACUUCAUCAUGUUUGAUGCUGAGGACUGUGCAACUGUACGUCAUAUAGAGAAGCGCUUUCCUCCUAGGCCCGACGGGGAUGAAAGCGCCGAGAAUUUAUGGAUCACUGAAAUGUGAUAGCAGUUGACAGUAGUAAUUUAUAGUUAUGCUUACAUAGAGCAUUUGGCAUGUGGUGUCUUUCUGAAGAAUGUUGUUUUAGUACUGUUUUUGUGCUGUUUCGGAAGAUAUCUCUUGUUGGCAUUUGCCAUGUUGUUAUGAAUGUUGGUAUAACUAAUAUCUUAAAACGAAAAUUGUAUAUGCCCAA